AUGAGCCAACAAAUUCCUUUUAUUCAAAAGAAACAACAUGUUUUAAAAGCUGCAGAUCUAUCACCAAAAGGAUCAGUCGAUACACUAUGUUUACCAAUAAUCAAUUUAAUUAACAAACAUGCUGAUAUGUUUACUACUUCUUCUUGUUCAGGAAGAUUAAGUGUUUUUGUUGAAGGUGAAAAAAUAAAAAGGAAACCUACUGAUUCAAAUAAUGAUGAUAGUGUUGUUAAACUUGGAGGUAAAGGUUUGGGUGGCGAUUGGCUAUUUAUUACACACGAUGUUAAUGAAGUGGAUAACUGGCUUGGAAAACUAUACGAAUCAUCGAGAUCCUUUACCCCAUAUAAACCGGAAGUUAAUGCCAAGAAUAAUUUAAGUGACGCUUCUUCUUCUACUUGCAAAAAUCAUGUCAUUAUACCACAUUCAAGUUCGGACCCAGAUUCAGCCUUUCCUCCAAUCGAAACCCAGAGACUUGUGCUAUACAAAUUUGAACCUUUUAUUCUACAUGUAAAAUGCAGAAACUUUGAAACAGCUUCAAAAUUGUAUAACGUUGCAAUGAGCUGUGGAUUUAGAGAAAGUGGAAUUGGUUCAAAUUUUAUUGUUGGUAUCAGGAUAAAUAUCAAACUGGAUUUGCCUAUAGGGUGUGCAUUUUUUGCUGGUGAUUCUGAGCAUAACAAUUUUAAAGAGACAAAACUUCAGUUACUUCUCGAUAAUUCAUAUAUUAAUAGCGUGCUAAACCCAAUAACAAAAAGCAAAUUCGAUGAAAACCUCAAAAAGAUAAACGAACUUUAUCAUGCGAUUGAAAAAGAAAUGUUUGUUGAUGUAAAUAAUGCUGAAAAUGCCGUAAAAGAAACUAAAACAGAACGUAGGGAAAGAAAAAGAAGAGAAGGCUUACAAAGACAGGCUCAAUUUAAACAGAACGAUGAUUUGAACAAAAAAUUAUUUGAAGAACGUAAAGAAAGAAAGAAGAGAGAAGCUUUGAUGAAAAAAAACUCACAGUCGAUUUAA
Saccharomycodes ludwigii is the source of this 1005-nucleotide messenger RNA. It is a transcript of the gene TYW3, whose product is annotated as tRNA methyltransferase TYW3. The transcript has a single exon. Bases 1 to 1005 code for a protein of 334 amino acids. NCBI's taxonomy places the organism in Eukaryota, Fungi, Ascomycota, Saccharomycetes, Saccharomycodales, Saccharomycodaceae. Gene Ontology annotation, cellular component: cytoplasm. Gene Ontology annotation, biological process: tRNA methylation. The record is from RefSeq and is a predicted model, not a curated record. Gene Ontology annotation, molecular function: tRNA methyltransferase activity.